GGUAAGUUAGUUCUGAUGCUACGGGUAACAGACUUGUGCAAAAUCACGACCUGCAGCUUAUUCCUGGACAACUGGUGGUUCUCGGCACACCUGUCGGACCUGCUCUUUCAUGCUGGACAGAUGGAGGCUAGCCAUGCAGAGUACGCCAGUGAAUUGAGGGAGCACCUGAUCCUGGAGUAUGCGUCGUCCCUCAUGACGCAUCACAGCCUCUGGCAGGUUGGUGUUGGCUACCUGGAUCAUUGCCCGCGACGUGGAAGGGAGUACUUGGAAGCCUUUAUCGAGCACAUCCCACUGAAAACCCAGGCACAAGUUAAGGUUGUCGAAAUACUGGAGCGCAGGGAAAUGCCAGCAGUCAAGGACAUCUGCCAGACACUGGCAGUUCGUAUGGCGAAGAAGGGCCAGCUGGGAAUUGCGCUGACCUGGGCCAUGCGUUGCAAGAAUCCAAUAUUAACAUCAAGACUGGCAGACCAGUUCUUGGCUGAGUACAGUGAACGACGGGAACUGCCCUGCCUGGACUUGCUUGAGAACAUGGGCGAAAGCAUGUUGUUCAGUGACCGCCUGACAUUCCUUGCCAACUACCGGGAGUUCCAGCGCAAGCCCCCUGGCCAGACAGCUGCACGGCUUCUAACUGACCUCAUCGACUCGCAGCUUGCACCUCACUUUUUGUGGCCUCGUCUUCUCCGGGACGCAAUUCACACGCUGUCGGACUCAACGGAGAUUCUGCUGGAUAUGAAUCAGGUGGUGCAGUUGUUGAGUUGCCUGGAGGCAGUUUCUGCAGGAAGCACAGCAUCUGGAAAUACCAUUGAUGUGCCAGAAUCGCAACAGAACUGGACAAAGACUGAAGAAAAGGAGCUUCGACGACUACUUUCUCACCAUCUGGUACAAGCAAUCACAAAGGAAGCCAGUGCACCACCCUGAGCACAGAACAGACCCUUCAGCUCAUUUCAAAUUGUUAACAUUUUUAGUGAAGCGCCAUUUAUAUGAACAGAUGAUGAAAUUUCAUUUAUUGCCGUGAAUAAAGUGGGAAUCAAGCCUG
Molecule: messenger RNA, 1036 nt
Organism: Dermacentor silvarum
Lineage: Eukaryota; Metazoa; Arthropoda; Arachnida; Ixodida; Ixodidae
Product: nuclear pore complex protein Nup85-like
Biological process (GO): mRNA export from nucleus; positive regulation of DNA-templated transcription; protein import into nucleus
Cellular component (GO): nuclear pore outer ring
Molecular function (GO): structural constituent of nuclear pore
Source: RefSeq, a predicted model, not a curated record